This is a messenger RNA of Macroventuria anomochaeta, 1932 nucleotides long. RefSeq lists its product as uncharacterized. The record is from RefSeq and is a predicted model, not a curated record. Gene Ontology annotation, biological process: nucleotide catabolic process. Gene Ontology annotation, cellular component: cytosol. Bases 1 to 1932 code for a protein of 643 amino acids. The transcript has 4 exons. Lineage: Eukaryota; Fungi; Ascomycota; Dothideomycetes; Pleosporales; Didymellaceae. Gene Ontology annotation, molecular function: hydrolase activity.
AUGCAGCCUGAUGCAAGCAACGCAACUACAGGACCUAAAUCUCCUCUCGAAUGGGGUCAGAUCAACUUCAUGCAUACGACUGAUACACACGGCUGGCUCGAGGGCCACAUCAAAGAGCAGAACUACGGGGCUGAUUGGGGUGACUUUGUCAGCUUCACAAGGCACAUGAAGCAGAAGGCCAAUAAGCUUGGUGUGGAUCUAUUGCUAGUUGACACUGGUGAUCUUCACGAUGGUGCUGGUCUCUCUGACGCAACAUCACCGAAUGGCCUUGUCUCUAAUUCCAUCUUCGAAAAUGUCGACUACGACCUCCUAACGAUCGGCAAUCACGAGCUUUAUGUCACUGAAAUCGCCUACGAGACUUUCAGCAACUUCUCGAAAGUCUACGGAGACAAGUACCUCACUAGUAAUGUGCAGAUCAAGAACCCAGCCACUGGGCAAUUUGAGUACAUCGGUGCACAGUACCGCUACUUUACUACGGAACGAGGCUUGAACAUCAUGGCUUUCGGCGUUCUAUUUGACUUCACUGGCAACAGCAAUGUCUCGAAAGUUAUCAAAGCGGCUGAUAUGGUGAAGGAGCAGUGGUUCCUCGAUGCUGUCAACUACAAGGACCCUAUCGAUCUAUUCGUUCUGACAGGCCAUAACCCGGUCAGGUUCAACGACUCGAGCAGUUCCUUCGACACAGUCUUCAGCGCUAUUCGCAGCCAGAGACCCGACGUUCCUAUACAGGGCUUCGGUGGUCACACUCACAUCCGCGACUUUGCUGUAUGGGACAACAAAGCUACAGCACUCGAGUCUGGCCGAUACUGCGAAACCUUGGGAUGGCUAGCCAUGUCUGGCAUCAAUUCUAGCGCAAAGAAGGUCAAGAAAAACCCCAAGGGUGUACCAAAUCCCACGCGAAGUGCGGUACCGCCUCGAAGUACCGGAACAGUAAGCGCAAGCGUGCAGCUGCCCACAUCGACGACACCCUCCAACCUGCGCUAUGCUCGGCGCUACCUAGACUGGAACCGCCAGACAUUCGCAUACCAUGCCAAAGGUAGCCAGAACUUCGACGCAUUUGGCACACCCAAGGGUGCUGCAGUCACAUCUGAGAUUACGACAGAGCGCGCUAAGCUCAAUCUCACUAGCCUCUACGGAUGCGCGCCGGAGACGUACUGCCAGUACUGCAAGCCAUAUGGUGCUGACGGAAACAUCUUCAAGCUCCUGCAGACUGCUUUGUCCACCGUUGUUGUGAAUGAGACGCGGAAGAACAACUCUCGCAUGAUCAUCAUCAACACAGGCAGCAUCCGUUUCGAUCUUGCAAAAGGACCAUUCACUUAUGACGAUUCGUUCAUCGUUUCGCCAUUCGAUGAUGCUUUCCAGUUCAUUCCUGACGUUCCUUACGAGCAAGCCUCCAAGGUGAUCGAUAUCUUGAACGCAGGACCUUACCAAAAGAAACGUGAUCUGGAGGCUACAGACUUCGGCUUCAACAGCAUUCUUGCUGAUCGCGAUACUUGCAUAGACCCGCCACUUACUCACUCCUAUGAAGGCGUCACUCGCCGCUCAAAGCAAGGUGGACGGUUGAUACGCCGGCAGUCUACCGCUCCGACUCCUGGAUACACCACCGUAGACGAUUUCGGUAACGACGGUGACGACACUGUCCACUCCAAUAUCCCACAUUACGCGCAGCCAAACGACCUCCAGGCCAACGGCUCCUUCCCUCUUGACGGAUCACUUCCUAAGACUGUCGAUCUUGUUUUCCUCGACUUCAUCGCUAGCUACAUCGUCAACGCCCUCAACAGUGCUGAUGUUGGCGGCAACUUCUCGCUAAGCCAGGUCUCAUACUACAUGGACAAGAAGUUCACGACAAACAGCUACCUCCCUGCGUAUGCGAAGAUUGCCUGGCAGGCUAAUGUAUCAAACUGCUCUGUUGGAGAGGGUAUUGGAUUUUCGUAG